GCGGGACCGCUAGCGGGCGGCUUUUUAUCUAGUGGCAGUGCCAAAGGCGGCAUUGCGUCUGUGGGCGGCCCAGCCGCUGCCGUGGCUCCGGGCCCGGGAGGGACUGUGCAGACCAUCGCUUCUCCAGUUGAGGGUGCCGCCGGCGGGGCAGCCGCGGGAACGGGAAGCGGAGGUGGGUUUAACAGGACAAUUCACGAGACGCCCGCGCAGGCUCCGCGAAGGACGACAUUGGAUUCCGGGUUUUUCGUCCCGAAAGCCACACCCAUCCAGCGCAAUCCGCAGGCCACACCGCCGGAGCAGCCAGGUGGCAACGUUCGUUCGCGAGCUGCAGGCAGCUGGAAUCCUUUUUUGUUCGGAGGACCGUCGAGCCAACUACCACAGCCACUGGGAUUAU
Messenger RNA from Amoebophrya sp. A120, 394 nucleotides. The record is from the annotation of a GenBank genome assembly. Lineage: Eukaryota; Dinophyceae; Syndiniales; Amoebophryaceae.